AUGAAACUACUGAAAGACUUGAUAGUCAAUAGAAAGGAGCUUCAAAGUUGGUCGGACAAUUUGAGUUGGAGCCAUGACGGAAGCUUGUAUUUGACUACUUUGCCGCAAGUCACUGUGUGCAGGCCAGUCUAUCAUAAGGUUAUCGAGAGACAUAGUAAACAACUGUUUCACAUCGAAGAAGUUGUACUCGAUUUACGUAACAAAUUGAGAUAUGAGAUGCCACACCAGAAUUUCAUUCUAAACUCACAACCUGAUUCAUAUGUCAAGAAAUGUGUGCCAUCGCCUUUACGUGAUCUUUUGGCGGUUCUCACAAACAAUGGUAGUGUGUGCAUUUUCAAAGACCAUGUUUUUAUCUCUGAACUUGAUCAAUCGAAAGUGGGUAUUGAAUUGCGGACGUACCAUUCGAUGGCUUGGAGCCCUGAUGGUCAAUUCUUGGCGGCAGGAAAUGAAACAGGUCAAGUAGUCAUUUUCAAUAUUUCAAAGGGUCGUAGCGAGAUACGCGAAGCAGAAAUCAUUAUUAACCUUAAUUCAAACAAAACUGCUUGGGUGAUCAAAUUGAAGUGGGUGGGUGAAUAUCUUCUAUGUGUUUUGGAUGACAAUUCUAUAUAUGUGGUGAAGGACUCGAGCGUGAGGGCAACCAAAGAUUCGUCAAAAUUUGAGGUAAACGACGUUGAUAUCAUAAAUGAUACCCUUUUAGCAACAUGCUCUGGCUGUUUGCUAGCGAUUGACUUAAAGACACUAACUCCAGAGUCCAUCUCGCUAAAAUCUAAUGAGAUGUUCCAAAUAAUACCGUUGAGGAGGAGAAAUUGUGCCAUUUUACUGUCAAACAAAACAAGUUUUGUCUUUUCGUUAGAUGACAAGACUUUACAAGCGGAUACCAUUCUGUCACCUCAUAUCGAAGCCAAAUUCCAGAAGUGGAACGAUGUCUUUAAUGAAUUCAACAAAUAUGAGACAACUGUUUGCAUAUAUGGACUUGCAUUAUCGGCCGAUGAAGCUUGCCUAGCUCUUCUCUACACAAUGGAAAAUGUCUCAAUACGAUACCGGAUAGUGUCGGAGAAUCAAUACAGAAUCGCGUUCAUAUCUUUGUAUGAAGAUUGGACAAUAUCCAAAUUCACCACCGGAUUGGCUUGGUAUCAGAACUAUCACAUACAUGGUGAGAAACUUCCCACAAACCUCGAAGUGGAUAAAAAAUCAAAUCUACCAGACGUUAACAAACCGUUUGUUGAGUUUUUGAAAGAGUUGAAUGAGCGAGAGUCGAUGAAUGCAGAAAGGUUCAGAAAUUACUUGCAAGAUGACAAGACAAGUAAUCUGUUCAAAGAGGCGAUUUUCCAAUACGCAGUACAUCAUAAAGACGAGAUCACGAAUCCUCUCGACAAGGCUUGCGUCAUAUCCCUUGCGAAUUUCUUAUCUGAAAAACUAGACAUUGAGUGCGAUACAGUGGAAGUUAAGUCUCGAUUUAUAGCUGAAACGUUCGAUUUUAAGAACCAGCUCGAUCAUGAUCAUAUCACGUCCCAGGAGGGUCAUAAGUGGAGGCGCUGUUCCGCUACUUUCUUGCCACUCAUGACAACGCAAGUUAAGGUAUGUUCUGUUAGUCAAAAGAGAAUGAUUGACCUGAAUCGAGACAGCUUGAACGACUUCGGAUGGCUCACAAGGACAAUAUUAGAAGUUUUCGAUGAGUGUAGUAUAUACAGUGGAGUUAAACUCCUAGAGGUUUGA
Messenger RNA from Lachancea mirantina, 1716 nucleotides. NCBI's taxonomy places the organism in Eukaryota, Fungi, Ascomycota, Saccharomycetes, Saccharomycetales, Saccharomycetaceae. The record is from the annotation of a GenBank genome assembly.